Molecule: messenger RNA, 966 nt
Organism: Plenodomus lingam JN3
Lineage: Eukaryota; Fungi; Ascomycota; Dothideomycetes; Pleosporales; Leptosphaeriaceae
Source: RefSeq, a predicted model, not a curated record
AUGAGCAUCUCCAAUGACGGCCAGAUGGCCAGCCAUGACAACGACAUGAUCAUCACUGGAGACGGCAAGAUCAUCAUUGACGUCGAUGAGUUGACCUCUGAAGUCGACAAGAUGAGCACCGACGACAAGAUCAGCACCGACGAUGACCCCUCCAAUCGUGACCCUGCCAAUAUCACCCAGGUAUUGCCUAAUGCCAACUAUGCACCGCUCCACAAGACUUCGUCCAAGCCGUACAUGCCAUUCGACGUUAUUCACUUGAUCGCGACGCACAUGGAUAGCGCUGUUGAGGUCGGCAAGAUGCGCUUGGCCAGCAAGGACUUCUGUUGCGCAGCCUAUACCCCCUUCAUGAAGUUGAUCGGCGAGGGCAGGACCAUCUAUCCUAGGUAUGACUGCUUUGGCAAAUUCCUUUCUCUUUUGGCCGCCAAUCCCAAGUUGGGGGUUCACGUACGCAACAUCACGCUGGUCUCCGAGGGACUGAGGGAGCACGAGUAUCGGUCCAUGUGGGCAUGGGAGUUUCUCGAGGAUAAGCUGGAUCUCCCCAAGUUCUCGGUCGAAGACACGGACAUCAUCAACGAGGUCAACUACCUUCACGCCGAAGAAGCCGUCGACAACGCAGCUUUCCUCAACACCGGCGGCUAUCGCACCAUGUUGACGAGGCUUCUGAGUCGUCUUCCUCGUCUCGAGACAAUCACGAUCCGCAAGUUGCGCCAGGGCGAGCAUACACCAGGCUGGACGGGACCGAACCUUCUGCAGGGACUGAGCUUCUACCGCCCAGACUUGGACACCAACGACAUCUACUACGGCGACUGGAAAUAUGAUUCUCUGCACAACCGCAUCACCGAGUACAUCGACGAGUUUGGCGAGGAGUUCAAGGAGGAGGACGCUGGCCCACAGGCUUCCUUCCAAGAGGACUUUGACGCGGCAUUCUUGGCAAGCGGCACCAUGGCGACUGUUGUGGAGGUUUGA